AUGGCCGCUCUCGACAUCAUGAACAACAACUUGAAUACACCUGAGGGAGUUCAACAAGUCACUUUAGUGCACCUAUCCGAGUCGAAAUUCCAGUCUACUAACGAAGGCUCUACUGACGGGGUUUCACUGAGUCUUUCCGGGCCAUACUCAAAUUCGAUGAAGUCACUUUUGAAGACAAAUAACGUGCAAAAACAAAUGAGUUUUACUGUA
Molecule: messenger RNA, 210 nt
Organism: Mesorhabditis belari
Lineage: Eukaryota; Metazoa; Nematoda; Chromadorea; Rhabditida; Rhabditidae
Source: the annotation of a GenBank genome assembly